Aptenodytes forsteri (emperor penguin) is the source of this 1522-nucleotide messenger RNA. RefSeq names its product fructose-1,6-bisphosphatase isozyme 2. Lineage: Eukaryota; Metazoa; Chordata; Aves; Sphenisciformes; Spheniscidae. The transcript is spliced from 7 exons. Bases 237 to 1259 code for a protein of 340 amino acids. Gene Ontology annotation, biological process: fructose metabolic process; fructose 1,6-bisphosphate metabolic process; gluconeogenesis. Gene Ontology annotation, molecular function: fructose 1,6-bisphosphate 1-phosphatase activity. The record is from RefSeq and is a predicted model, not a curated record. Gene Ontology annotation, cellular component: cytoplasm; cytosol.
UCAGCUGUAGUCCUGUCUCCGGCUCCUUUCCUGCAUCCCGGAGGAGCCGUGGGGCCAGCCUGGGGUGCAGUUAUUCUGAGCACUCAAUCACAUGGUCUCAGAAACAUCUUAAUAAACUCUGACCAGCAACACAGCCAACAGCUUUGUCUCAAAAUAAAACAGCUGCCCAGGAUCUCAACGUGGCAAGAAAGCGUCUCAUCCAGCUGAGAAGAGAAGAACUCUGGUGCCCAGCAAAAAUGUCUGACAAAACUCCCUUCGAAACAGAUGUGCUGACUCUCACGCGAUUCGUUAUGGAGAAGGGACGCCGCAUUAAAGGAGCGACAGGGGAGCUGACACAGCUGCUCAACUCCAUGCUGACUGCCAUAAAGGCCAUUUCCUCUGCAGUCAGAAAGGCGGGCCUUGCCCACAUGUUUGGUAUAGCUGGCACUGUGAAUGUGACUGGUGACGAAGUGAAGAAACUGGAUGUAUUAUCCAACUCCCUGGUGAUUAAUAUGCUCCAGUCCUCCUACAGCACCUGCGUCCUGGUCACGGAGGAGAACAAGGAGGCCAUCAUCACCCCGGAAGACAAGCGGGGUAAAUAUGUGGUGUGCUUUGACCCCCUUGAUGGCUCAUCCAAUAUAGACUGCUUGGCACCGAUAGGAACAAUAUUUGCUAUCUACAAAAAGGAAACAGCUGACAAGCCCUCUGAAAAAGAUGCUUUGCAGCCAGGACGCAAUAUUGUUGCUGCAGGCUAUGCCUUGUACGGCAGCGCUACACUGGUCGCCCUCUCCACAGGGCAAGGAGUGGACUGCUUCAUGCUCGAUCCGGGUCUCGGUGAAUUUAUUUUGGUGGACAGAGAUGUUAAAAUCAAGAAGAAAGGGAAGGUAUACAGUCUCAAUGAAGGUUAUGCGAAGUAUUUUGAUCCUGCAAUGACAGAAUAUUUACAAAAGAAGAAAUUCCCUGAGGAUGGCAGUUCCCCAUAUGGUGCCAGGUAUGUGGGCUCCAUGGUAGCUGAUGUUCACCGUACAUUGAUGUAUGGUGGGAUCUUCAUGUAUCCUGCUAAUCAGAAGAGUCCUAAAGGAAAGCUUCGACUUCUCUAUGAGUGCAACCCUAUGGCUUUCAUCAUUGAGCAGGCAGGUGGGAUGGCAACUACAGGCGCUGAGGCGGUGUUGGAUGUGAAACCUGAGAGUAUUCACCAGAGAGUCCCUCUUAUCCUCGGGUCUCCAGAUGACGUGCAGGAAUACCUCGCUUGCGUACAGAAACACCAGAAGACCAGCUAAAGGCUUUUCCACAUCAAACCUUGCUCAUCCGUCUUCAGUCUACAGGAAAAGCUGUACCUUUCAAGAUGGUGGAUUCUAGCAAUUAGCACCCAUCUCUCAGUGAAAAUCACACUUUAUGAGAACAAGAAAACUAGUGAGAAUGGCUGACGGGAAAAACAAAAAUUUCAUUUCUCCAUGCAGACAAAUGUAAAAAUCCUUUAACUCUGAUUUAUGCAGUGCAAAUGUAGAGACAGAGGCCUGAUUAUUAAAGAAGUGACUUACUU